AUGACAGCAAGUCCAUUUGAAAUAGUAUUUGCAGUUCCAAUGGAAUGUAAAUCAUGUGUAGAAUCAGUAGCAAAUGCAUUAAAACCUUUAGAAGGUAUUCAAAAAUUUGAUAUAAAUUUAAAUUCAAAUUUAGUUACAACAGAAGGUUCCUUACCACCAAGUGAAAUUGUAAAAGCUAUACAAUCAACUGGAAGAGAUGCAAUUAUAAGAGGUACGGGAAAACCAAAUUCUGCAGGAGUUUGUAUAUUAGAAUCAUUUGAUCCAAAAGAUAUAAAACAACCAGUAAAAGGUUUAGCAAGAAUUGUUCAAGUUUCACCAAAUGAUGCAUUUAUAGACUUAACAAUUAAUGGAUUACCUAAAGGUAUAUAUUAUCCAUCAAUUCGAACUUCUGGAAAUUUAUCAAAAGGAGCAUUAUCAACAGGUGCAUUAUUUUAUAAAUUAGAUUCAAUAAAUGUAGAUAAACCAUCAAAUUCAUCAACUAUUAUAGAUUCUUUAGGUGCAGCAAAUUCUUCUCAAGAUUCAUAUUCUGGUCAAUCUUAUUUAUAUGCAAAAUUAAAUGUUAGUGAUCUAAUUGGUAGAAGUAUUAUAUUAUCAAAAUUUUCAAAUGAAAUUAGUCCUGAUUCAUUAUGUGGUGUUAUAGCUAGAUCAGCUGGUGCUUGGGAAAAUGAUAAACAAGUUUGUUCAUGUAGUGGUAAAACUGUUUGGCAAGAAAGAUCUGAAGCUAAAAAUAAAGGUAUAACUGUAUAA
This is a messenger RNA of Lodderomyces pseudojiufengensis, 747 nucleotides long. It is a transcript of the gene CCS1, whose product is annotated as copper chaperone. The record is from RefSeq and is a predicted model, not a curated record. Lineage: Eukaryota; Fungi; Ascomycota; Pichiomycetes; Serinales; Debaryomycetaceae. Gene Ontology annotation, molecular function: metal ion binding. The transcript has a single exon. Gene Ontology annotation, biological process: superoxide metabolic process. Bases 1 to 747 code for a protein of 248 amino acids.